Messenger RNA from Fusarium proliferatum ET1, 2451 nucleotides. RefSeq lists its product as uncharacterized. The transcript has a single exon. Bases 1 to 2451 code for a protein of 816 amino acids. Gene Ontology annotation, biological process: DNA-templated transcription. NCBI's taxonomy places the organism in Eukaryota, Fungi, Ascomycota, Sordariomycetes, Hypocreales, Nectriaceae. Gene Ontology annotation, cellular component: nucleus. The record is from RefSeq and is a predicted model, not a curated record. Gene Ontology annotation, molecular function: DNA binding; zinc ion binding.
AUGUCAACCAGUCCUCCAGCUACUGAAAUAACGGAGCAGCACCAACACCAAAAAGCACCGGAGCAGCAGCAGGAACUGGAACACGAUUAUGAACACGGCCUGGCGAUUGACCAGGAGUAUGAAGUGGAGCACGAGCCUCAGCGACAGGAGCAUCAACAGCAUCAGCUGCAAAGAACAGAACUGCCCCGGCAGCAGCAGUCUGCGGGACAUCCUUCAAGGUGCGGAGAAACAGCUACAAUGCCGCUGUCUUCGCCCGCAGACUCAUCAGUAUCGUGGCAUCCAUCCUCAACAGGGUCUGUAACAAGAGGCUCAGUUUACGGUGGCCCAAGCCGCGAUCAACUAGACAGUCUCCUUGACGUCUUCUUCAAGUUCAUCUAUCCGAUGCCAUCAUACGCAUUUCUACAUCCAGAAACCACCAGGAUAAGGUGCCAUUCGCAUGACGUGCAUCGUGCCCUUCCUGCUUCUAUUUGCGCGAUUGCAAUGCUGUACCUGCGCAGAGAAGUCGAUCUCGAGCUUGAUCAUCAACAAGACUCGAGUCGAAGAGCGGUCAACCACAUCGUUGCCUCUACUGAGGAUACGGGUGCGUGGAUCAGGAUGGCCGAGGAGAGCAUAUGGAGAAGUCUCGAAUCGCCUAGUAUAACCAAACUUCAGGCGCUUCUCCUCGUAAUUCACUAUUACAUAGAGACGGAGCUUUUUCAAAGGGCAUUCAUGCUGACAGCCACGGCUGCUCGCUUCGCCACGACUAUGCGACUCAAUUACGAGAGACAUGACCUUCAGCCAGUUGCGCGAGAAGUACGACGCCGCACUCUCUGGUCUCUAAAGAUGGUCGAGCGCUAUUUCUCGAUUGGCCUUGCCGAGUUUGACUCGUUGCCAAUGGAGGUCAUCUACAUUGACGUUCCGCGCAGCGAGGAACACUUCAUGGCAAUGACCAGUGGUCACGAAAUUGAUGUUACUGCAAAGGAACAAGCCGACGGCGAGUACCAAAACUGCCGUGGUGAGGGGGGCACCUACGGGCUUGUUAUGCAGCUGGAAGCAAUUCGAAGUGAUGUAAUGAAGCUUUCUAGGAAAAUUGCGCUGCUAGAAACGCCGUUGUGUAAUCUCACAGACCUCUUCAGCCACCACUUACAAACACUAGCAUGCAUGGAGAAACCAGCACCGAUCCUGGAAGCUCUCUUAAGCGUGGAUGGAGCAUUUGAGUCUCCUGGCAGCAGUUGUAACGGAAACGGGUCUAUCUCCCGAUGGCUCCCUCGUCUAUUGCUGGCCCACAUCUCAUGGCACCAGGCACACUGCGAUAUCAACCGCAUCCUUUUGCCUGGGUACUCGGAGGCUGCCCCCGCUGCCGUGCUCGUUGGCCAUGACUACCAGGCCCUCCUUGCUGCUGAGGCUCAAUGUUUGCAUCACGCAACGCGAAUUAUCUACAUACUUACCGCAUUCAACCAGCAUAGCACGCAACAUCACCUCCUUGAAUUCGACACAGCUAUUUGUGCUUACCAUGCCACCCGUCUUAUCCUCUUCAUCUCUCGAUGCGGUCGCGGCCUUGCUCGGCCGUCACCGGAAUUCGCUAUUAGCCGUGCCGAGCUUUGCCUAGCUGCGCUCAGGAGAUUUUUCCGAUUCUCAGCACUCGUGAGUCCUAUCAUUAGGGAACUGGAGGAGUCCAUCGCCAUCUUCUCCGAGCAGCAAAAGAAUAAACGAAACCUUCCUGACGAUCAGUCGGGGGCCGCUGGAUUUAUUCACGUGGCAGCGAACCAGGGGUCAGCUGCGGCAGCAAACGCAACACCUGUUGCGGGAACUCUAUCUGAUGAAACCCAACCAGGCUUCUCAGUAACUACAGCCAACGAGAUAUGCACACCCGAUUCAGGCCCAGCUACUGCACCGGCGAUCAACGGCAACCCCGAAGAGGGUCGGACUCUGCAGAGUGAGAUCCAUCAUCUGUCCUCGCUACAGAGUCAAAACAGAUCGGACGGUCAUUUUUCCGAAGCUGUGCGUGCUCGACAGCGUUUGGCUGUACACAGUCUCUUGCGCCGAGCUGAAUUGUCAAAUAUUGAACGCGACGAUGAAGAGUACCAGAGUUCCCAUAUCGAGGAAGUAACUCCUGGUUCUGGUACACCUCGGCACCCAGCCUUUUCGAUGGGGGACAACCAACACAGUUCUCCUACACGGGGUAACCAUGGCAAUUCUCAAGAGGAGAGACCUCGCCUCGUUGGCGCAUCGACCGCUACAACUGAUGCGACUGCAGGGUCGCAAUCAGCAAACCCCCAUCUGAAAACGAACUCUAUAACCAACAAUCAGCCUACAAAAGAAAAGCUUCGAGCUCAUACGGCCAAGCCUCGUGGCCAAGAGCCAAUGAGCACUCGCAGCCCUGCUGCACCUGGUCUCUUCGCGUGGUGGGCUCCCCAGGACUGGGCAUGGCUCCUGGAAGAUCAACUCACGGAAUUGGGCGCAAGCACGUGA